AUGUCGUACAUUUCUCGCCUUGUCAAGGGCGGUUCUCCGGUGUUAUGGUGUUGGCAUGGUGGCUGCUGCUUGCUGCGGGGCGUUUCUUUCGACUUGCUUCCCUUAACUGCAGCCAACCACUUAAGCUUCCCGUCUUCCUGCUGCGACGGCGGCAGGUGUUUUUGCUGGCUCUUGUGUCUUUCGCGGCUGUCGGUGCGCCGUUGCCUUUCGCUGCACUCGCUUUUCUCCCUGCUCGGCAGCUGUGGAAAGUCCGGUGACGUCAUUGGUGGUCUUGUCUUCUGGAGCUGUUGCUGUUCGCGUUCCUCUCGGCGCUCCCAUUGUCUUUUCGUGACGACGAAGGGGACCUUGAACUUGUUCUUGCAAAUUCUAUCUGCCGUCGGAUGCGGUCCUCCACAUAGCUUGCAACUUGGCUUGCAUGCCUUCUCGUGGUCCGCGUCGGGGUUGGCCUCCCCGCACGCGAAGCAUACUCUGGUCUCCGGGGUUGGACAUACGUCGAUGCGGUGUCCGACUUUUCCGCAACAUCUACACACUUCAUGAUGUUUCCUGUA
This is a messenger RNA of Ixodes scapularis (black-legged tick), 548 nucleotides long. RefSeq lists its product as uncharacterized. Lineage: Eukaryota; Metazoa; Arthropoda; Arachnida; Ixodida; Ixodidae. The transcript has a single exon. The coding region runs from base 1 to 537 and encodes 178 amino acids. The record is from RefSeq and is a predicted model, not a curated record.